AUGCACCUCGCCAAACAAAGGGGUAGUGUAAGCCCUUGUAGAAAUCGCUAUGAAGACGUUCAUGGAGGAAGUCGCCGACUUGAGAAUCCGCGACUUGGGGUUUCCUUGGUCGGGAUUAGCAGUAGUCACGCUGACCACCGCUACUCCCCAGAUUGUGAGAAUAGGGGGCGACCUCCCCCGUUGGACCACCGCCCCUCAAAGCAAGGCACUGCACGAGAAAAACAGCCCCCCAUUGGGCGGUCUGCGAACCAAGACCCUAUAGCACGGGAAUUACUGCUAAGAAUCCAGCAGCUAGAGGUGAGACAUGGGGCGCACAGCCGGAGGGAAAGCCACAAAGAAAGGACCCAAUUUUCUAGAGAAAUCGAGCUAGAGCCUUUCCCCCGCAGGUUUAAGGUCCCUAGUAUCUCUCAGUACAAUGGGGACAGCGACCCUUACGACCACCUGAACGCAUUCAAUGUCCAGAUGGACCUGCAAACUUCCAAUUCAUUAGCAAAAUGCCGAGCUUUCUCUGCCACCUUGGGAGAUAUACCCCGGGCGUGGCUAAGGAGGCUCCACCCCCGCAGUAUUUGCAGCUGGGAGGGGUGCCAGAACAAAUUCAUAGACCAGUAUAGGUCGCUUCGAAGGCAGCUCGCCCCAACAAGCCACCUCGCUAUGGUUUUCCUCCGAUCUAGCGAAUCUUUGAAGGAUUACAUAGAAAGGUUCAGGUGUGAAGUGAAUAAUGUGGAGAGCCCUUCCGACGAAAGUAUCCUAACCGCGAUGUCCGCUGGGCUUCGUAAAGACGGGAAGCUCUACGAAAGCAUUUACAAGUCCCCAGUAAGAGACCUUGGUGAGUUUUAUGAGCGAGCUGCAAAGGAGGAGAGGAUCUUUACCACGGAGCGUAACAAGGAAGACUUUGGAAGGCUCAACCCUCUAAAGACUCCAGAUAAAUUCAGAAGCAAGAGUAAAUUAUGUGCCUAUCACAAUGAGGCAGGGCACACCACCUCUGAGUGUUGGGCGUUAAAGGAUGCAAUCGAAGAACUGAUCAGGAGGGUUCGCCUGCGUAACUAUGUGGUGUGCCCAAGAGAUAAACAGUCCAAACAGCCAGCCCAACCAAGCCCUCACCAAGCUCUCGAGCCGGAACCACCCACGGUGAGAACCAUUUUUACUAUUCAUGGAGGGCCUCAUAUUGUAGGGACUUCUAACAGAUCGCAUGAACAGCACGUUCGGGAAGUUGGCCACCUUCUGUUCGUCGGGGAUGGCACCCAAGAGAGACCCUCCAAGAAAGCCAAAAUGGCUUCAGAUGACAUCUCUUUCACUAAGAAUGAUUCCAAAGACGUGCACUGGCCGCACAACGAUGCCCUUGUGGUCCGAGCUCGGAUUGGAAACAUGGAGGUGCGAAGGGUCAUGGUGGACACGGGAAGCUUGGUGAACGUCAUGUACAGGGGGUGUUUUGACUAG
This is a messenger RNA of Diospyros lotus (date-plum), 1437 nucleotides long. RefSeq lists its product as uncharacterized. The transcript has 2 exons. The record is from RefSeq and is a predicted model, not a curated record. NCBI's taxonomy places the organism in Eukaryota, Viridiplantae, Streptophyta, Magnoliopsida, Ericales, Ebenaceae. Bases 1 to 1437 code for a protein of 478 amino acids.